UGUUCUCUUGACAGCGGGAAGGAGCUCUUUACUAUCGUCCAAUGGCCACUCCUCUGCGAUUUAGGGCUAGCGCCAUUGGCGAAUGCUUCGCGAGGCAGCACUCCUCGCGCCUCCCAGCGCAGAGGAGCGGCGCCGGGAGAUCUGGAACGCGGCGCCAUUGCAGCGCCAUCACUGCCAGCCGCAGCACUGGCGUCUUGAAUUCGCGCAUUGGAGCUGCCAGAUCGGGGUCCCUGCCGUUCGAGGAGCUUCUAGCCGGUGCCGAGGCGGCAGCGAAGCUUGGCUCUCAGGUUGUGCUCGAUGCAUUGGACAAGCCGCGCAGAAUCGAUUACAAAGGAGCAACGGAUCUCGUGACCGACACGGACAAAAAAUGCGAGCUUGCUGUGCUUCAAGAAAUCCAGCGAAGGUUUCCUGACCACUUGAUAUUGGGUGAAGAGGGUGGUGUGAUUGGAAACUCAUCCUCUGAUUACCUCUGGUGUGUCGAUCCUCUUGAUGGAACGACGAAUUUUGCUCACGGAUAUCCCAGUUUUGCUGUUUCGGUUGCAGUCCUUUACAAAGGAAGACCAGCAGCUGCAACAGUGGUGGAAUUCGCGGGAGGACCGUUCUGCUGGGUCACACGCACUUUCACCUCAUCUUCAGGGGGAGGAGCCUUUUGCGAAGGCAAUCCUAUAUCCGUCAGUAACACUGAUCAAGUGGAAAGGUCGCUAUUAGUUACCGGGUUUGGAUACGACCAUGACGAAGCAUGGGCUACAAACAUCUCGCUUUUCAAAGAUUUCACGGAUGUUAGCAGGGGUGUUCGUCGCCUGGGAGCUGCCGCAGUUGAUAUGUGCCAUGUUUCCCUCGGCAUUGUAGAAGCGUAUUGGGAAUACCGACUGAAACCUUGGGAUAUGGCAGCUGGGGUCCUGAUGGUUGAGGAAGCAGGAGGGAAAGUAACUAAAAUGGAUGGUGGGGAGUUUUCGGUUUUUGAUCGCUCAGUGUUAGUUUCAAAUGGUGUAAUACAUCCCAAACUAUUGGACAGAAUAUCUCCUGCAACAAAAACUUUGGUCAACCAAGGCUUAGAUUUUUCACAGUGGUACAAACCAGAGGGUUACAGUUGCAACUGAAACGUUGUAUUCCCUUUCUUUCUAAUAAAUGAUCAAAGACAUUCAAAAAUUGAUUAUA
Messenger RNA from Selaginella moellendorffii, 1158 nucleotides. RefSeq names its product phosphatase IMPL1, chloroplastic. The transcript has 10 exons. The coding region runs from base 42 to 1100 and encodes 352 amino acids. Gene Ontology annotation, molecular function: inositol monophosphate 1-phosphatase activity. NCBI's taxonomy places the organism in Eukaryota, Viridiplantae, Streptophyta, Lycopodiopsida, Selaginellales, Selaginellaceae. The record is from RefSeq and is a predicted model, not a curated record. Gene Ontology annotation, biological process: phosphatidylinositol phosphate biosynthetic process; signal transduction; inositol metabolic process.